Molecule: messenger RNA, 291 nt
Organism: Penicillium daleae
Lineage: Eukaryota; Fungi; Ascomycota; Eurotiomycetes; Eurotiales; Aspergillaceae
Exons: 1
Coding region: 1-291 (96 amino acids)
Source: RefSeq, a predicted model, not a curated record
AUGUGUCGCCAAUACUACACCCUCUACGAAUGGUGCCAUUGCGAGGAAGACGCCGGCCACAGCGUCUGCUCCGGCCAUCGUCGCGAUAGCUGUCCCGGCGUGAGCAUCGAGACCGUUCAUAUGCACUGCUUCUGCAAUUCCCACGCCACCCGCAAAUUCAAGACUGAGAAGGAGACUAAGAAGGAGGAGAAGAAGAGUCGACGUCGGUCUCAGGAUUCGUUUGAGGAGAAGGCUUCGCUUGGUCGGCGGUGGUAUCAGUGGUAUCAAUGGAGGGGAUUGCUAUCGCGGUAG